AUGCGCCUCGCCCCGCUCUUGCUGCUGGCCGCUGCGACCGCCGACGCCUGCACCGUCGUCGCCGUGACCAAGGGCGCGUCAGCUGACGGCGCCUCGCUGACAGCGCACACGGACGACGCUGGCUGGUCGACGGCGGAUGUGCGCCUCGUGCACGUGCCCGCCCAGGACCACGCGCCGGGCAGCAAGCGCCCAGUGUACGACUUCAACGGAGGCUACCCGCGCCUCGUGGCCAAGGAGCGUGGACCGCACUACGCGCCUGUUGAGGUACACGUCGCUGUCUUGCGUGGCCUCACGACAGUCUGCAUGCAGGGCCAAGCCCUAACAAUGCCACUGGGGUUUAUCCCGCAGGUGGCCCAUACCUAUGCGUACUUUGACCAAGACUAUGGCAUGAUGAACGAAGUGCGCCUGAGCAUCGCCGAGAGCACGUGCUCGGCGAAGACGGUGGGCUGGCCUUCGAGCAAGCCGUACGGCUACAACCUCUUUGGCAUCGCUGAACUGUCCAAGCUCGCGCUCGAGCGCUGCGACAGCGCGCGCUGUGCCGUCCGUACCAUGGGCGAGGCGGCUGUCCAAUAUGGGUUCUUUAGCGAAGACAGUGGCGAUCCCGCGGCGCCAGGGUAUGGCGACUCGGCCGAAACCCUCGUCAUCGCCGACAAGUACGGCGAGACGUGGGUCUUCCACGUCCUCACAGGGCCGCAGAACGCCAGCGCGGUUUGGGCGGCGCAGCGUGUGCCGGACGGUCACGUGACGGCGGUGGCGAAUUUUUUCACGAUCCGGACGCUCAACCUCUCGGAGAGCGACACGUUCUUGGCGUCACCGAACGUCGAGUCGUUUGCGCAAGAGAUGGGGUGGUGGCACCCAACGGAGGGUCCGCUCGACUUUACAAAGGCGUACGCAUUUGCUGUGCCCGGCCCGAUCUUGUCGCUGUACGCCGGUCGUCGCAUCUGGCGCAUCCUCGAUACGUUUGCGCCGUCGCUCGGUCUCGACUCGACGCUUGGCGCCCGCGUCGAGUACCCGACGUACCCUUUCUCGGUGAAGCCCGACGCGCCUGUGACGCUCAACGACGUCAUGGAGCUGCUCAAGGACCACUACGAAGGCACGCCGUACGACAUGACCAAGGGCGUAGCGGCCGGGCCCUUUGGGGCGCCUGUUCGCUACGACGGGCCGCAUGUGCUCAAGGGCGGCUGGGAGCGCGCGAUCUCCAUGUACCGCACCAUGUUUAGCUUUGUGCUCCACGUCCAAAGUCAGGACACGGUCAAGGACGAUGGCCUCGGCGGAACGCUCUGGUAUGGCCAGGGCUCGCCCCACGGUACCGUCUACGCGCCGUUCUCGUGCGGGCAAUCCAAGAUUCCCAAAGCGUACCUCCUUGGAAAGGAGAGCGUCUUUAGCACGGACAGCAUGUGGUGGGCCUUUGCAUUCGUGAACAACUGGAGCCUCUUGCGCUUCAGCGUCAUCAACGCUGACGUCCGGCUCGAGGCGCGCAAGUGGCAAAGCGAGGCUUUUGCACUUCGCAGCAACCUCUCGACCAGCGCUUCGUCCCUCUUUCAUGGCUGGUGGGCGUUCGCGUGGAGCCUCAUUGGCAAGUACAGCGAUGGCUACAUUGCGACCGGCGAGGGCGACAUGCAAGUCAACGGCUACCCGCUCUCGUGGUUGAACACGACCGAGUACGUGCUCUGGCCCGGCGACUCGUUCAAGAAUGCACCGCCCGACGCCGUGCUUUUGGCCACCAGUAAGCACCACCAAGAGAGCUCGGUCGUGACCAACGUCCUCUACGUGCUGCUCGGCGUGGGGCUCGGCGUCGCCAUCAUGUCGAUGCUGCCCAACCGCCGCCGCCACUACCACAAGCUGCCGUAA
Molecule: messenger RNA, 1851 nt
Organism: Saprolegnia parasitica CBS 223.65
Lineage: Eukaryota; Oomycota; Saprolegniomycetes; Saprolegniales; Saprolegniaceae
Exons: 6
Coding region: 1-1851 (616 amino acids)
Biological process (GO): proteolysis
Molecular function (GO): dipeptidase activity; cysteine-type exopeptidase activity
Source: RefSeq, a predicted model, not a curated record